This is a messenger RNA of Penicillium angulare, 423 nucleotides long. RefSeq lists its product as uncharacterized. The transcript has a single exon. The record is from RefSeq and is a predicted model, not a curated record. Bases 1 to 423 code for a protein of 140 amino acids. NCBI's taxonomy places the organism in Eukaryota, Fungi, Ascomycota, Eurotiomycetes, Eurotiales, Aspergillaceae.
AUGCCUACCACAUUUGUACGGAAAAAUACAUUUGUGCUUGAACUAGAUCAAUAUGGCGACGAAGCUCUGGAGCUUGAUUUUACCACAAGCUUCAGACAUCGUAUCCGACAUCUUGUGGUAGUUGCUGCCCAGGGCGGGCCCUCCUACAAGACCAGUAUACCAAAUAACAGGGCUUGGCUUGAGCUUCCCGAAGGGCUUAAAACCCUGGACAUUAUUCUCGAACAGCCAACUGUGAGCCCAAGACCCGAAAGCGAUAUGGAUCUAGCCCAGGAACUGUCUAUCUGGCACUCAUGGCUGUUUCCAUAUCUCCAAGCUAUCGCCAACUAUGUGCCAUUGACCACAGUCAUCAAACUAGACUGCGACGGAGCAAGGGAGACAUUGGAGUUGUUCAAGGAUCAUCUACAUGCAAGAUUCACAGAGUAG